AUACGUAAAAUACUAGCAGCAAGUUAACUGGAUUUGACGAGGUUAAACGUGUUGUUACAUCUCUUUGGCGUUGCUUCUUCUAAUGCAACCUUUCAAGCAAGUAUCGUACUGAUGUUACGAUAGGAGAAUUAUAACAACUAACUAACUUUAGCUAACAAUAGCCACAUGCUAAAAUGAUGCCACAUUGCAUGAGAGUGUGGCUAUGUGCGCGUCUCUCUGUCGUUAUUGUUAUAAUGAGUGAACUGUAAUAAUGAGAACUUAGCUGUAAAAGUUUUCUUAUUGUAUAUGUAUAUGUCGGGAAAUCUAUAGGGUAUUGAUUGGCUAAGAGAAACGUUGUGAAAGAGCUGUCCCUCGUGACCAUAUUCUCCAAUGAGAGGCCAUGUUUAUCUGCCUUCGGUCUGCAGCUGGAUCCAUGCGUGUUCAUGAGACAUUUAUCCUACACGGUAGUACGAAAUUUUACAAUGACAUCUCAGUAUUUCAAGAAGAAGUCUGAUGUUACUCAAAAUAGCGCACAAGAUCCUGGCUCCGGUUUGUCCUGCCUUUGCUCCAAACUCAAUACAGCGAUCAAAAGUGUGGGGGCUGCGAUCAAGCUAGAGGAGCAAGAACCCCAAAUAUCAGAGAAAACACCCUUUUCCAUAAAUUCAGAGUGCUGCCCUGAACAUCCACCUCAGGAUGCUGUUCGGCCAAAAACAGACUCUGAGCCUUUGUCUUCAAACUAUCGCAGAAGAAGACAGCUGAAGGUGGAAUAUGUUAAGGCUGAAGAUACUGCACAGAUGAAAACAGAGCACUGGGAGCCUGCAGAUUGGAAGAAACAACUUGACCACAUAAGAGAGAUGAGGAGUGGCCUAGAUGCGCCUGUCGAUAACAUGGGAGCAGAGAAAUGCUAUGACCAUGAUGCCCCAGCACAGGUAAAACGCUUUCAGGUUUUGGUGUCUCUAAUGCUGUCCAGUCAAACCAAAGACCAAGUCACAGCAGGUGCAAUGGAGCGGCUACGAGCACACGGAUGCACUGUGGAAAAUAUACUAAGCACUGAAGAUGAAACACUUGGAAAACUGAUUUAUCCUGUUGGUUUUUGGAAGUAUUGCCUAUUUCCUGUGCUGCAGACAAAAGUGAAAUAUCUAAAGUUGACAUGUGCCAUGCUCCAAAAGGAGUUUGGGGGGGACAUUCCAAACAGCACUGAAGGUUUGGUCCGUUUGCCUGGAGUUGGACCAAAGAUGGCCCACCUUGCGAUGGACAUCGCAUGGGAUCAGGUGUCAGGCAUUGGAGUGGAUACACAUGUACAUCGUAUCUCAAAUAGACUGGGUUGGCUCAAAAAAAUGACCAAGAACCCAGAGGAGACGCGCAAAGCCCUGGAAGAGUGGUUGCCAAGGGAGCUGUGGAGUGAGAUCAACUGGCUGCUGGUUGGUUUUGGGCAGCAGGUUUGUUUACCAGUAAACCCGCUGUGCUCUGUGUGUCUCAACCAGCACAACUGCCCCUCUGCGCACAAAGCAUCCCCGGUGAAGAGACCCAAGUCCAGAUCCCCACACACGUCUAGUAAAACCACACACAAAACAAAAACUGAACUUGGUAAAGUUGAACCUUCAUCCCCUGCUGCCCCUUCUUUACCAAAGAAGAACAAAAAUAAGAAAAAGAAAUCUAAAUGAAUAUUAUGACACAUACAGGGACAUUUCUGUAGUUGAUUUAUCCAUUUUAAAAGAAGUAAAUAUUUUUGUAUUGUGAGUGUUUGUGUGUGUGUGUGUGUGUGUGUG
This is a messenger RNA of Boleophthalmus pectinirostris (great blue-spotted mudskipper), 1748 nucleotides long. It is a transcript of the gene nthl1, whose product is annotated as nth-like DNA glycosylase 1. Gene Ontology annotation, molecular function: DNA binding; DNA-(apurinic or apyrimidinic site) endonuclease activity; oxidized pyrimidine nucleobase lesion DNA N-glycosylase activity. NCBI's taxonomy places the organism in Eukaryota, Metazoa, Chordata, Actinopteri, Gobiiformes, Gobiidae. The record is from RefSeq and is a predicted model, not a curated record. Gene Ontology annotation, biological process: nucleotide-excision repair; base-excision repair; base-excision repair, AP site formation. Gene Ontology annotation, cellular component: nucleus. Bases 423 to 1643 code for a protein of 406 amino acids. The transcript is spliced from 6 exons.